Messenger RNA from Bombina bombina (fire-bellied toad), 2939 nucleotides. It is a transcript of the gene KAT14, whose product is annotated as lysine acetyltransferase 14. The transcript is spliced from 10 exons. The record is from RefSeq and is a predicted model, not a curated record. Gene Ontology annotation, molecular function: acyltransferase activity, transferring groups other than amino-acyl groups. Lineage: Eukaryota; Metazoa; Chordata; Amphibia; Anura; Bombinatoridae. The coding region runs from base 16 to 2352 and encodes 778 amino acids.
UUUCCUGUGGUAAAAAUGGAUACCUCUGCCCAUAUGACUCAUAUUGAAGAUGAAACCACUAGGACAUCCACUUCUGAGGGUUUGGAGGAGGGAGAAGUGGAAGGAGAAACACUUCUGUUGGUGGAGUCUGAGGACCAGGCAUCAAUAGAUCUAUCUCAUGAUCAGAGUGGAGAUUCAUUAAAUAGUGAUGUUGGUGAUGAUGUGGAUCCACCAUGGAUGGAAGAAAUGCCUUUUUAUUGUGACAAAUGUCAAAAAUGGAUACCAGCAAGACAGCUUAGAUGUGACCCACCAAGUUACUUGAAAGGGGAUAACUUUUUCAAAUUUGCUUGCUCUGCUUGUUCAGAAGAUGGGAAGGAACAGUUUGAGCGCUUAAAGUUAACUUGGCAACAGGUGGUAAUGUUGGCUAUGUACAACCUCUCAUUGGAGGGCACAGGUCGACAGGGAUACUUCAGAUGGAAGGAAGACAUUUGCUGUUUUAUUGAGAAGCAUUGGACCUUCUUAUUGGGGAACAGGAAGAAGACCUCUACUUGGUGGAGUACUGUUGCAGGAUGUCUUUCUGUUGGGAGUCCUAUGUUUUUCAGAUCUGGAGCUCAAGAGUUUGGAGAACCAGGAUGGUGGAAACUUGUUCACAAUAAACCUCCCAUUAUGAAACCUGAUGGAGAAAAAUACCCUAUCCCUUCACAAAAGGCAAAAGUUCAGGUAAAACCUUCCCUGGACUCUGUCAUCACAGUUGAAGGCCUCAGGAAGAGAGUGAGCCGAAACCCUGUGGAAUCUGCCAUGGAGCUUAAGGAAAAGAGAUCUCGAACCCAGGAGGCAAAAGAUAUACGAAGGGCCCAGAAAGAGGCUGCAGGAUAUGUGGAUCGUAGCACAACCUCUACUCCUGUCAAAUUUUCCAGCAGCAGAAACCGUCGACCAGAUAUCAUGCUUGAGAAGGGAGAGGUUAUAGACUUCUCAUCCUUGAGCUCCUCAGACCGAACCCCUAUGACCAGUCCUUCUCCUUCACCAUCUUUGGACUUCUCUGCUCCAGGCACUCCGGCUUCUCACUCUGCAACACCUAGCCUGUUCUCUGAGGCAGAUCUAAUCCCUGAUGUUAUGCCACCACAAGCCUUGUUUCAUGAUGAUGAAGACAUGGAUGUAGAUGGUGUCAUUGAUCCAGGCAUUGAAUACAUACCACCCCCAAGUAAUGCAAUAGCAGGAUCUUCAACACCUAUUCCUCGAAAAAAGGUCAAAACUUCUCUGCAGAUCAAGCAAGAAAUAGAAAGUGAAGAAGAAAGAUCUGAGAGGGUGGAAAGUGAAUGUCACGAGGAUUCCAUUUAUGACCGAGGACGUGAGAGAAAAAGGCAGCCUGCCAUAGAAAAGGAAAAGAGCAAAGGUCCUGAAUAUAGUAGUAUUAGUCUUUAUGAAGAAAAAGGACUUUUAAAACGUCUUGACACCUGUCCCAGUGCUGUUGCUGUAACCCCAGAGGCCAGGCGAUUAAGGCGAAAGCUGCUCAUACGGCAAGCCAAACGUGAAAGGGGUCUGCCCCUUUUUGACUUAGAUCAAGCUGUGAAUGCUGCACUCCUACUUGUUGGUGGAAUAUAUGGAGCAAGGGAAGGGUCUGUUACAAGACCACAGAGCACAGUUCCAACAUUUCAGACAACAAGCCAAGACUACAGAGUCCUUGAUAGAUUUCAGAAUACAAUGCCAACCACAAAGCGGCGUCAAAAUUUAACUACAAGUUUUUUGGCUCGUCUGGGAGCUUCAGAAGAUAAGGAAACUGAUCUCAGCAUUAUCAGUCCCUAUACGUCUAGAGUCCUAAAGCCUUACAUUAGGCGGGACUAUGAGACAAAGCCUUAUAAGCUGCAGCUGUUGGCACAGAUCCGUGCCUAUCCCCACAGAAAUGAUGCUAGCUGGGAUCCAGGACCAGAAGCUCCAAUUGAUUACUGCUAUGUUCGUCCAUGUCACAUUCCUACCAUUAACUCCAUAUGUCAGGAAUUCUUCUGGCCAGGCACUGACCUGUCUGAAUGUUUGCAGUACCCGGACUUCAGUGUGGUAGUCCUCUACAAAAAGGUCAUUAUUGCAUUUGGCUUUAUGGUCCCUGAUGUCAAGUACAACGAGGCCUAUAUAUCAUUUCUGUUUGUUCACCCGGAGUGGAGGAGAGCUGGCAUUGCUACCUUUAUGAUUUAUCAUCUGAUACAGACCUGUAUGGGGAAGGAUGUAACACUGCACGUUUCUGCAAACAACUUUGCCAUGCUUCUCUACCAGAAAUUUGGAUUCAAAACUGAAGAGUACAUCUUGGACUUUUAUGACAAAUACUUUCCCUUGGACAGCAAAGAGUGUAAACACGCGUUCUUCCUCAGGCUACGAAGGUGAUGUACUGCAGCUUCCCCAAGAUGUGCAACUGAUCUGAAGAAUUUCAGUAGACCAUUCUGGUUCAUUUUAGAUAUAAGGAGUUGCUCUAACAACUUCUGUUGCAAGAUCAUCUACAAUAAAGAUUAUUCUACAUCUAAUGUCCACUUGAAAAAUAAAUUUUCCUAGUCUGUAUUUUAACUUUGUAAAGUUAUUUACUCAUGGUUAUUUUUUUUUUUCUUCUUCUUCAAAUGGAGUUUUCCACCUUGAAACAGAUUUGUGCUUAUUAUGAAGCUAAAUUACAAAUGAUGUCCUCCUUUGAGACUGAAUAUUGAGCCUUGAAUGUAUCUAUGGUGACUAAAUGUACCCAUGCCAGCAAGCUUUGGUUCAUUGCGUAUUUGUUAUGUGUCAAGAUCUCUGUUGGAACUGGGAGAAAGCGUGAAACUGCAAUAUUUUGUCUUCAGAAUGAAGCAACAUAGUUGUAGAACAGUUGCUAUUCUACCUGCAAGUACAUAAUGCUAAAGAUUAGCCACUAUGAAUCAUGUUGAUUAUGCUAUUGAGAACAAUAAAUCACAGACUUCUUUAGGUUUGUUAAUAAAGGAACAAAACAA